UCAGAUUUUCUAUGGAAAAGAUUGAUUAGUGAAAGGAUGUGCGCAUUUGUUAUGUAUUGAUGAAAAGUGUUGAUGUGCAUGAAUGUAGUAACAAAUUUGUAAUUGGCUGUCAGAUAUACAUCUUAUAUUUCUGAUGAAGGAAACUGUUCAAUGCAGGCAUUUUGUUUCUUAUGUGAAAUGAUGUAGAUAUAAAUUGUAGGAUUACAUAUUAUUUCUUUUUUUACCGGCGUUUCCUGUACUUGCUUUAUAAAAGUUGUUUUCGUAAACGAACGUCCACAGUCAAAAUUUGGUUUUAUUACUUGUUUACGAAGGGUGUCGGGAUUACUUUCAUUUACAGCUAUGGCUGAUAUUGCCCAAGUUGCUGAAGAACUGGCUCGUGCUGUUGAGUUGACAAUGGACCCAUGUGUUCCACAGCAAAAGAGAGUGGAAGCGUAUGUGGCAUGUGAGCGAUUUAAAGAAACCUCUCCAGUUUGUGUUCAGUGUGGACUGUAUCUGGCACAACAGAAUAAUGCAUCACAUUUUGUACGCCACUUUGGUCUGCAGUUGAUGGAGCAUUGUGUUAAAUAUCGAUGGAACCAGAUUUCACAACAGGAGAAAUUGUUCAUUAAGGAAAAUGCAAUGAAACUUUUAGAGAGAGAUAUUGAACCACAGUUCCAAGAACAUACGCAUAUCAAGGACGCUUUGUCAAGAAUUAUUGUGGAAAUGGUCAAGAGGGAAUGGCCUCAGCAGUGGCCAACGUUACUAGUUGAGCUUCAGGCUGCGUGCACACGCGGCGGUAGUCAGACAGAAUUGGUUCUCUUUGUAUUUCUGAGACUGGCAGAAGAUGUGGCUCUGUUACAGACAGUGGAAUCAAACCAGCGUCGUCGAGAUAUCUACCAAGCACUCACAACCAACAUGGGAGAAAUAUUUGCAUUUUUCCUGCGCCUUGUUAGUGAACACUUUCAUGCUGUUAAGAAGUUGCGUGAACAGGGUCAGGAAGCAGAGUUGAAUGUGCAUGUGCGCGUAGUACAAGUUGUACUUCUGACCCUCACUGGCUUUAUUGAAUGGGUUUCCAUCAAUCACAUCAUGGCCAGUGAUGGACAGCUAUUACAAAUGCUCUGCCUUCUUCUGGGUGAUGAGAACUUCCAAGCAGCAGCUGCAGAAUGUCUGCUUCAGGUGACUUAUUCCUCAUGUAUCUUUGGAACAAGCAAUGUGACUUUUUUACAUUCAAUGGCUCCUUAGCUCCAUUUAUAAAUAGAGCCGAAAAAGCCUUGUGUUAGUCAUUGCACAGUGCACAAGGACUCACAGGCAGAAUUUUUAAGGCUUACAAAUUUUGUGUUGUUAAUGGUAUAUUUGGGUGUUUUAAGUUCAUAAUCCGUCAAAAUGUGAUUUAACUUGUGGGUUAACGUGCUCAGCUUGUACGUGGAUGGUCAUGCUAUCAAGUCCCACUUUGGUCACAUUGUUUUAUUAUUACUUGCAGUUGUAAAUAUGUUACAGAAAUAAUUGUUUUUAGUAUUUCUAUUUCAGAAACACCAUUUCUUUAUUACAUACUCUUUGUACAUCACAUUUACCAUUACUGUAGUUUUUGACUUACAAAUAAUAUUUUAUAUGUAAUUUUUAAGUAUUUUAUGAUCUGUGCACCACAUUUCAUGUACCAAGUUUCUACUGGUGCAUUAGUUAUUGCUGUCAAUCUGUAAGGUAAAGACAUUUCUUGUAAGGCCAUUGUGUUGAAGGUUGGCGUGGAAUGUAUGUACUAAAUUUUUUUGAAAAUUA
Zootermopsis nevadensis is the source of this 1752-nucleotide messenger RNA. Lineage: Eukaryota; Metazoa; Arthropoda; Insecta; Blattodea; Termopsidae. The record is from RefSeq and is a predicted model, not a curated record.